CCCACAUUUAUUAAAUUCGAAUCGAAAGCUCCCCCCUUUUCCAUUGAUGAGAGAGAGAAGCCAAGAACAACCUAAAGCCUAGCAGCAGCAGCAAGAGGAAUUUAAGGCCAUUAGAGAAAGAUAUUGAAUUCUUUACCCACACACGCCGCAUCCUAAUCUCCUGCCGGAAGCAAGCAACCAUGGCAUCGGGCCUCCUCCUCUUUGCCUCUUCUUUAUCUCGCCACUGCUAGCUGUUUGCUCUCUGCACAUUAGCUGUCCACUGGCAACGCCCCGCCAUCCAUGGCGGUCCGCGUGGCCGUGUUCUAGGCGAGAAGCGACCGAGGAAGGCUACAUCUUGAGGGGAGAAUCAAGAACUGAAGUGGAAGGUGGUGGUGCUGGUGGGGGGGAGCCAAGAAUGGCGGCGCUGGCCGCCGCAUUGGCCGGGCUGCUGCUUCUCGCGCCCUUGCCGGCGCCGGCGGGAGCCACCACCGACUCCUCCGAUGCUUCGGCGCUUGGGAAUCUGUACUCCUCCUGGAACAGCCCGUCGCAGCUGGCCGGCUGGUCGGCCGCCGGCGGCGGCGACCCUUGCGGUGCGGGGUGGCAGGGGGUGACCUGCUCCGGCGCCGGCGUCACCGAAAUUAGGCUUGCUGGGCUAGGGCUGGAUGGUACUCUGGGAUAUGAACUCUCCAGUCUGUUCUCAUUGAAAACACUAGAUUUGAGCAACAACCACUUGCAUGGUUCAAUUCCUUACCAGCUGCCACCGAAUCUCACGUAUCUGAAUCUGGCAAACAACAAUUUGUCUGGCAACCUUCCAUACUCUAUAUCCAACAUGGUUUCAUUAGAGUACCUCAAUAUCAGUCACAACUCACUGUCUCAACAGAUAGGCGAUUUAUUUGGAAGCCUCAAUUCACUUUCAGAGCUAGAUGUAUCUUUCAACAAAUUGACAGGGGAUCUUCCCAAUUCUCUUGGCUCUAUGUCAAACCUUUCUAGUCUUUAUAUGCAAAACAAUCAAUUAACAGGUUCUGUUAACGUUCUUAGUGGUCUAAGCCUUACAACACUAAACAUUGCAAACAACAAUUUCAGUGGCUGGAUACCACAAGAAUUCAGUUCAAUCCCAGAUCUGACACUUGGAGGAAACUCAUUCUCAAAUGGACCUGCUCCCCCACCACCACCUUUUAUGCCACCACCCCCUAGAAGGCCACGUAGUCGGCCCAGUCAUCCUCGGGGAAGUGGAGAUGCUCCAGAAGGCUCAGUAAGCCCAGCUGGUCAAGGUGAUAAGAAGCAAGGUCUUCACACAGGCACGCUCGUGGGGAUAAUUGCCGGCUCAACAGUUGCUGCCUUGUGUGCACUUCUUCUUUUGGUAUUCUGCAUUUGCAAUGCUCGGAAAAGAAAGGAUGACACCAGCAGCAAUUCAAAAGAUUUUGUAGGCCCGCUAUCAGUAAACAUAGAGAGAGCUUCUAGCAGGGAAAUCCCAGAGCAAAGUCCUGAGAAUACUUCUGUAGCCACCAUGAAAAUUUCCCCUGCUGAGAAAAUGACUCCAGAGAGGAUUUAUGGCAAAACUGGUUCUAUGAGAAAGACCAAGGUCCCAAUCACUGCAACACCCUAUACUGUUGCUUCCCUCCAAGUUGCCACUAACAGCUUCUGUCAAGAUUCCCUUCUAGGAGAGGGUUCACUUGGUCGUGUUUACAAGGCAGAUUUCCCCAAUGGAAAGGUUCUUGCAGUUAAAAAGAUAGAUAGUUCAGCCCUUUCCUUGCAGGAAGAAGACAAUUUCCUUGAGGCUGUAUCGAGCAUGUCACGACUAAGGCAUCCAAACAUUGUGCCACUUUCAGGGUACUGUGUUGAGCAUGGGCAGAGGCUUCUUGUUUACGAGUACAUUGGAAAUGGAACACUGCAUGAUGUGCUGCACUACUCUGAUGAGAUGAGCAGGAGACUUACAUGGAACAUCCGUGUAAGGAUAGCACUAGGGACUGCUCGGGCAUUAGAGUACCUGCAUGAGGUGUGCUUGCCAUCUGUUGUGCAUAGAAACUUUAAGUCCUCAAACAUCCUACUCGAUGAAGAGCAUAAUCCACAUUUAUCUGACUGCGGGCUUGCUGCCUUAACACCCAACACAGAGAGACAGGUUUCGACCGAGGUGUUUGGUUCAUUUGGAUACAGUGCCCCAGAGUUUGCCAUGUCAGGAAUUUAUACUGUAAAGAGUGAUGUGUACAGUUUCGGAGUUGUGAUGUUAGAGCUACUGACAGGGCGGAAACCACUAGACAGUUCUAGAGAGAGAUCAGAACAAUCGCUUGUUCGAUGGGCUACUCCACAGCUUCAUGAUAUUGAUGCACUUGCUAAGAUGGUGGAUCCAGCGUUGAAUGGAAUGUACCCGGCUAAAUCCCUCUCCCGAUUUGCGGACAUAAUUGCUCUGUGUGUUCAGCCGGAGCCAGAAUUUCGUCCUCCUAUGUCUGAGGUUGUCCAGCAACUUGUGCGCCUGAUGCAAAGGGCUAGCAUUGUGAGGCGACAAUCUGGAGAGGAAUUGGGGUUUUCAUACAGAGCCCCUCCUGACCGUGAAGGCGACAUGAGAGACCUUUCCUUCUGAGAAGUUCCUUCCAUGGCAAAACGCGAAAAAAAAUGUUUGGAGGUUCAGUACAAGAAUUCAGACUACCCAUAUGAUGAACUGGUGAAAAUGCGAGUUGAUCGUACGAUUCAUGGUCGAAAUGGAUUUGAGAAGAUAAUUUUGGUACUUCAUUGUUCAAUUUUGUUCAUUCUUCUCCCCCAUUUUCUUCUUUUCAAUUUGUUUUUGGUUUCCCCAGUCAUUGUUCUUGAGGCCCAAAUCAAUGGCAUGUAUAGCUUCUUGGUCACUGACUCACAGGUAGGAGAAAGAUGGAAAAGAGAUUGAACUUGAGCUCAUGCUCAGCUGUGUCUAAGUGUUAUUAAUGCUGCAAAGCUCUUACACCU
Oryza brachyantha (malo sina) is the source of this 2916-nucleotide messenger RNA. Its product is annotated as protein STRUBBELIG-RECEPTOR FAMILY 8-like. The transcript is spliced from 16 exons. Lineage: Eukaryota; Viridiplantae; Streptophyta; Magnoliopsida; Poales; Poaceae. Bases 395 to 2557 code for a protein of 720 amino acids. Gene Ontology annotation, molecular function: ATP binding; protein binding; protein kinase activity. The record is from RefSeq and is a predicted model, not a curated record. Gene Ontology annotation, biological process: protein phosphorylation.